This is a messenger RNA of Rotaria sp. Silwood2, 1230 nucleotides long. Lineage: Eukaryota; Metazoa; Rotifera; Eurotatoria; Philodinida; Philodinidae. The record is from the annotation of a GenBank genome assembly.
AUGCGCAUUGUGUUUUUUAUCUUCGUUCUGACCAUCUCCAUUAUUCAAUGUGCAAUCAUUACUCAACUAGAUUCAAAUGGUCAAGGUAUUUUUACAUUGAAUAAUAUUCCAAUUUCUUUACGUGGUUCCAACUACAUACGCUUAAUUAAUGCUACUAUACAUGUAACUUUUGAGCCCAAUCUAUAUAGUCUAUGGGAUAUUGAAAGUGCUCUCAAACAAAUGUACAGCUAUGGCUAUAAUUACGUUCGCGUCUUUCUUGAUUGUCCUACUUUGUAUCAAGGAUUUAAUCUAUCAUCACCUGGUAUUCCAAUGCAUUACACACAGAAUGUCAUUGAUUUUCUUGUUAGAGCUUCGACGUAUCAAAUUGCUGUAAUGUUGACAGCGAGUUGGAAUCCGGCAAACUAUCAAUCGAUUGUCGAUUCUUAUCCUAUACCUGCAAACGUGACAGGAUCAAAUAUGAUUAUUUUUCACGCUGGGGAAGCUGCUGCGAAAGCUCAAUUUUUCCAAGAUCUCUUAAACGAAAUUCAAAAUGUCAGCUCGAUAGCAUUUCAAACUAUAUUUGCUAUUGAUAUUUUUAACGAAAUAUCAGUAUCUGUACGACAACAGCCAUUUUCUCUAACAAGUGGAAUUGUAUCAUUUGGAGGUGUCUCAUACAAUAUGUCACAAGGCAAUGAUCGGCAGCAACUCGUCGACAUCGCUAGUAAUAUCUGGUUGAAUACCGUAGCCACAGCCAUUAAGUCUAUUGCUCCGACAAUUCUCGUUUCUGCUAGUUUAUUCUCUCCGAAUGCUGUUGGACAUGAUGGUUUUGAUGGUGUGCAAACUCGUUCACCUAAUGAGGACGAUCGAUAUCCACUGAGACCAGCUAGUCUUAUAAAUAGUCUCGCUGAUUAUAUUGACUUACAUGUAUAUGCUAGUGAAAAUAUGCGAGCAGAGUUUGAGGGAGCUGCGCUGAUACCGGUCAAACCCAUAUUAUUGGGUGAAACGGGAGCAUUUAAAGACAAUCAUCCGAAUGUUUCGACUGCUGCCAUUGCUAUUCAGAAUGUAAUGAUCGAAAGUUUAAAUUAUGGAUUCGUUGGCUGGGGUACUUGGACAUGGGAUACAAUUGAACAAUUGGUUCUUUGGACAUUGACAGAAAAGAAUAAUACAAUGAAUAAUGUUUUGGCGCCCAGUGCUUGGCCCUAUGUGAAACUAAAUAAAACAUCUAUAAUAACAAGCGAGCGCUUCACAUAA